Molecule: messenger RNA, 3092 nt
Organism: Bubalus bubalis (water buffalo)
Lineage: Eukaryota; Metazoa; Chordata; Mammalia; Artiodactyla; Bovidae
Gene: GZMA
Product: granzyme A
Exons: 6
Coding region: 403-1059 (218 amino acids)
Biological process (GO): positive regulation of apoptotic process; proteolysis; negative regulation of oxidoreductase activity
Molecular function (GO): serine-type endopeptidase activity
Source: RefSeq, a predicted model, not a curated record
CUUUGAAAUGGGAAAGAAAGAAAAAAAAGGAAACCACAUCCUUUGUACUCUUAGUAUAUAAAUAAGAGCUAGUCAAGAACUGAAAACACAUUUCACAUUGAUUGAUGUGGGGACACCAGCCACAAUGAGGAACUCCUCUACCUUUCUGGCAGCCACUCUCUCGAUUGUCGUUUUUCUCCUAAUUCCUGAAGUUUGCAGGAGAUGGGGACUUUUUUUUGUGCUCACCAAUCACAGGACUCUGCAAAAUGAAGUACUGUACUGAGUGUACAAUUUCUACAGCUCAGACAGUUCAAAGAUGCAUCUUUGGAAUCCAUCUCUUCAUGAUAUCGAUCAGGAAAAUUGAGAUAUCUCUGUGAAAAAAUUAUUGGAGGAAAUCAAGUGACUCCUCAUUCAAGACCCUACAUGGUGCUACUUCAUGGGGAAAACAUCUGUGCCGGAGCUUUGAUUGCCCAAGACUGGGUAUUGACUGCAGCUCACUGUCCCCUGAACCGGAAAUCCCAGAUCAUUCUUGGGGCUCACUCAAUAAACAAGGAAGAGCCUGAAAAACAGAUCAUGUUCGUUAAGAAAGAGUUUCCCUAUCCGUGCUAUGACCCGGACACACAUGAAGGCGAUCUUAAACUUCUAAAGCUGAAAAAAAAAGCAACACUUAAUAAAAACGUGGCUAUCCUUCAGCUUCCAAAAGAGGGCAAAGAUGUGGAUCCAGAAACUGCAUGUCGAGUUGCAGGGUGGGGACAGUCUCACAAUAAUUCCCCUGUGUCCAAGAUUUUGAGAGAAGUCAAUGUCACCAUCAUAGACAGAAAAAUCUGCAAUGAUCAAUCACACUAUAAUUAUAAUCCUGUGAUUGGACUGAAUAUGAUUUGUGCUGGAAGCCCCCAAGGUGGAAAAGACUCCUGCCGUGGAGAUUCUGGAAGCCCUCUGAUAUGUAACAACACCUUCAGAGGCAUCACUUCCUUUGGCAUUCCGGGGAAAUGCGGAGACCCUCGAGGGCCCGGCGUCUAUACACUUCUCUCAAAGAAACACCUCAACUGGAUAGUUAAGACUAUGAAGCAAGCAGUUUAGAUACUUGUAUUUCAUUUGCUGUUACUUUUUUAAAAAUUGUCUCGAAGUAUAGUUGAUUUACAAUGUUGUAUUAGUUUCAGGUGUACAGCAAAGUGAAUCAGAGUUACACAUAUAUCCACUCUUUUUUUAGAUUCUUUUCCUAUAUAAGCCAUUACAGACUAUUAAAUAGAGUUCCCUGUGCUAUAUAGCAGGUUCUUAUUAGUUACCUAUUUUAAAUAAAUUGAUAGUAGCAUGUAUAUGUCAGUCCCAAUCUCUCAAUAUAUCACUCCCCCCAUCCCUGAUAACCUUAAGUUUGUUUUCUACAUCUGUGACUCUACUUUUGUUUCAUCAAUAAGUUCAUUUUACCCUUUUUUUUCGAUUCCACAUACAUGUGAUAUCAUAUGAUAUUUGACCUUCUGUGUCUGACUUACUUCACUCAGUAUGACAAUCUCCAUCCAUAUUGCUGCAAAUGACAUUACUUUGUUCUUUUUUAUGGCUGAGUAAUAUUCCAUCGUAUAUAUGUACCACAUCUUUAUUAUCCAUUCCUCUGGACAUUUAGGUUGCUUCCAUGUCCUGGUUAUUGUUAAGUGGUGCUGCAAUGAACAUUGGGAUGCAUAUAUCUUUUUGAAUUAUGGUUUUCUUCAGAUAUACACCCAGUGCUGUCAUUUCUUAAUUUCAUUAUAAAUAAAAUCAACUUCUAUCACUGUACUUGCCUCCUAUAACAUAUAGCAGGCAGAUAUCCACCAGCAAAGUGGAACAGAGUAAUAUAGAGACCUUGUGGAUAAUGCAAGGGACAGAUCAAGGGUCCAGGGUCACCUCUGUCAUCCAUGUGACAAGUGACAUGCAAAUUUGACUUGAAUUAUUUACUUCACUGAUUCAAUGAGCUGGGCCCAGCAGGAGGAACACCAAGGUCAGUCUGUCUAGUAACAAAUACAGUCAAGGGAGGGCCCAGCAAUUCUGCAAGAAACAGAAGCAGCCAGUCUGGAGCAUUUGGAUUAAAAGGAAAUAUUCACCCUUCACAGGCCAUUGUUCCACAUCAACACCUGCUACUCAGAUUUAUAUACAAGAACCUGAGUCCAUUGGGAGAAGCAGAAACAGGAAAUGCCUUAGAGUAUUUCUCAAAGCAGGCAAGAAAUGGAAAUUAAAAUUCUAGGGGAUAUUAACAAGGCACUUAGCCAGAGAAAGUCAGCCUCCUUUUUCAGUAGUUUGAAUUUAAGCCUUGGGUUAGCUAGGUAAUUUCUUGAUUCUCCUCGUCCUUGAGCCUGGGUAGGUACAAUCAACAUGGUUAUGGUGGCUGCCAUCUCAUACUAGGGAGUGAGUGCUGAAUCAUGGUCUGGAAGCUUCCUUUGGGAGAGAAACCAAGAUGUUCAUUCAGCAUGCUGAGCAUAGUGGAUAGUCAUCAGCCCAGUAGCCGCAUCAAGAUUAUAUGAACAGAUUCCUUUGAUUUCUAUCAGUUCGUUUUGGAAUAUAAAUCGUAUGUGUGUGUAUGUAUACAUAUGUAAACAUAUACAUAUAAACACAUGGUAUGUCCAAACUAAGAACAUAAAGCAACACUAUGAGACAGCUUCUUAAAACAAACGAGGGGACAGAGCUUAUAGACUGACCAAAAUACUGGCCCACUGGUUUUCAACCAUGGCUGCCCAUUAGACUUAACAGGCUCUUUAAAAUGACCAAUGUCUAUGCCUCACUUUUAGAAAUUUUUUUUAAUUUGAUGAGAACCAGGACAAAGUGUUCUUUUUAUAAGUUUCCCCAAUGAUUUUAAUAUGCAGCUGGUGAUAAGAACCCUUAUAUUAGAAAUGAAAUCUCAUGCUGAUAUCUAAAAGAGAUAAGAGAGUCACUAGGAUGAUAUUUUAGAUGCCUGCUAUAAGCCAUAAUUAGGAUUUUAAUAGCAAUAAGAAGACGGAUGGAAUAUUCUCUACUGGCAACGUUUAUUACAGAUUCUGAAGUUUGCUUAAAAAUAGUUGUGUGAAACUCUUGUUCAUUGCUGGUGGAAGUGUAAAUUGGUAGAGUUUCUUAGGAAAAGUGACAAUGUCUAUUAAAACUGAAUAAACACA